This is a messenger RNA of Linum tenue, 3411 nucleotides long. NCBI's taxonomy places the organism in Eukaryota, Viridiplantae, Streptophyta, Magnoliopsida, Malpighiales, Linaceae. The record is from the annotation of a GenBank genome assembly.
AUGUCAGCAGUAUCUCUCUUCUUGCUGCUGCUCCUCCAAAAAACUUGCCAUGCUGCUGCAGCAGAUGGCCAGGUCCCGGACCACUACUGUGAACCUUCUUCCUGCGGGGAAAUCCCCAUCAUCAAGCCCCCUUUCCGGCUCACAACCGAUCCCGAGAGUUGCAGUAACCUCAACCUUAGCCUGUCAUGUGAGAGCAAUUCCACCGUGUUGUACAGGGGAUCAAGAAGGUACUACGUGAAGGCGAUCAACUACAACAACUUCACAAUCCGGUUGGUGGCCGAUGGUGUGGUUAAAGGAAACUGCUCUUCCUUACCCGCUCAACCUAUGUCCCCAUGGGACUUCUCUGUCUCAGUAGGUGGUCUAUCUUACCAUGGACCAGAACACAAGCUUUUAACUCAAGGCUUGACUCUGAUCAACUGUGACAACCCUGUUGUCCAUUCUUCUACUACUACACCACCACCACCACUAGUGCAAGUGGAAACAAGUCCUUGCAUCCAUUUUGUACCAAACUCUGCUUCUUCUUCGACCAGCUAUGCGGUUAUUGGGUGGGGUGCAGAGUUAUCAGAUUUGCCAGACUCGUGCCGGGUGGAGAUGACUGCUCUGUUGCCCAUUGCCAGUGAUUACUAUUACAACAACAAUAAUGUCACAUUUGAAGGAAUUCAUCGACAGCUUGAAUACGGGUUCGAGGUUUCAUGGUUGCCUCCUCCCACUGAGUCGUACACUUACAGAUGCCCCUAUCGGGGGCCGAGUUGGAUCCAUGAUCCAGGGAAACCGAACACUAUCAUCUCGAAUGCAGUGAUGAGUGCAAGCUGGAUCAUUAGGAUUGGUAAACCUUUUCUAACUUUCAUCAUCUUAACUAUAAUGGUUCCAUCUUAUCCGCUGCACUCCAUCACCAUCAGGUACUCUUACUAUCACAUCAAGAAAAUGACCAGUGGGUUCAAGGACAAGCUAGGCCAAGGAGGGUUUGGCUCCGUCUACAAAGCAAAGCUACGCGGUGGCAGCAUUGCAGCCGUCAAAUUACUAGAUUCCAACAACAAGAAGCCAUCCACAACCGCAGCAGGACGAAGAGGACAAGACUUCAUGAAUGAAGUGGCCACCAUUGGCAGGAUUCACCAUGCCAAUGUUGUCCGCAUGAUCGGCUACUGCUCCGAAGGAUCAAAGCAAGCUCUGGUGUCUACGGUGGGGACCUGUAUUGCAGUUGGAGAAGUCACAGAAGAGGAAGACAACAUUGCCAAGAAGAUGGUGAUGGUUGCAUUGUGGUGCAUACAGAUGAAACCCGACGAGCGCCCCCCGAUGAACAAAGUGGUGGAAAUGCUUGAAGGCGACUUGAACAGCCUGCCAUUGUCUCCCAAACCUCUUCUGUAUCCUAGAGGAGAAGCUGCAAGGAAGAGUGAAGAAGGGUCUUCUUCGUCAUUUGUCUCCUGCAGCGAACUUGUCAAGUUGCUGCUGCUGCAGCUGUUGUUCCUGCACCAGCAGAUAGCCCGGUCAUGGUGGAGCCCUACUGUCGACCUUCUUCCUGUGGCGAAAUCAUCAUCCAGUCUCCUUUCCGGCUCACAACUACAGCCUGCCAUCGUUAAUUCUUCUUCAUUUAGAGCCUUCUAUUCUUCCAUGAGAAGAGGAAAGCCAUUUCUGGGGAUAGUAACGCCAGAAGAACAAUUAAAUGGUGCCUUGGCUCUGGUAAGCUGUGACAACCCAGUGGCCAAUUCUACACUGUAUGUGGAAACAGCUCCUCGAAUCGGUGGUUCCAACCCGCAUUCGCCAUCUAGUUAUGCCAUGGUUGGGAGCAGCGAUGGUGCAGCAGUACUGUUAUCCGAUCUUGCAGACACUUGCAGAGUGGAGAUGCUUUCUCUGUGUCCCAUUACCAAUGAGGAGAAGAUUAAUAGCUAUCACAACAUCAAGGUCCCGUUUCGUGAAAUUCACCGGCGACUUGAAUAUGGGUUCCAGCUUUCAUGGCUUAACUGCUCCUCCUUCUGUCCCUUGAUCCCAUUUUGCUACCUUGACGAUUAUGACAAUGUUUGCUGCAUGGUUGUAGCAAUUCGCCUGCUCGUGUUUGUGCUCGGAACCCCUGUUGUUAUUGCCCUUCUGGUAUAUAAAUGGCGAAGGAGACAUCGAUCAGCAUAUCACAGUAUCGAAGAAUUCUUGCAGAACCAAACCCACCUCAUGCCAAUCAGGUACUCGUACUAUCACAUCAAGAAAAUGACCGGCGGGUUCAAGGACAAGAUUGGCCAAGGCGGUUUUGGCUCCGUCUACAAAGCAAAGCUACGCAGUGGCAGCUUUGCAGCCGUCAAAUUACUCGAUGCCAACAAUAAGACGCCAUCCACAACCCGAGCAGGAAGAAAAGGUCAAGACUUUAUGAAUGAGGUUGCCACCAUUGGUAGGAUCCAUCAUGCCAAUGUAGCUCACCUAAUCGGCUACUGCUCCGAAGGAUCAAGGCAAGCCUUGGUGUACGAGUUCAUGCCAAAUGGCUCUCUUGACAAGCACAUCUCUCAUGACAACGAUGGUGGUGGUGGUGACCAAAGCAGCAGCAGCAACACCUCUUGUUUGAGCUUGGAACAACUGUACCGCAUCUCUCUGGGAGUGGCACGCGGGAUCGAGUAUCUCCAUUCAGGAUGUGAUAUGCAGAUACUCCAUUUCGACAUCAAGCCACACAACAUCCUCCUCGACGAAAACUUCACCCCCAAGGUAUCCGAUUUCGGGCUGGCGAGGCUGAACCAAGCUGGUCGGGACAACAACAUCGCGACUCUGACUGCAGCAAGAGGGACCAUAGGGUACAUGGCACCAGAACUGUUCUACAAGAACAUUGGAGGUGUGUCUUACAAAGCCGAUGUCUACAGCUUCGGGAUGCUGCGGCUGGAAAUGACAGGGAAGAGGGGGAACUUGAAUGCUGCGGAGACGGAUCAAUCAACGGCUUACUUCCCUUCAUGGGUUCACAACGAGGUGUCUACGCCGGGGACUCCAAUUGCAGUUGGAGAAGUCAGGGAAGAGGAAGACAACAUUGCCAAGAAGAUGGUGAUGGUUGGAUUGUGGUGCAUUCAGACGAAACCUGACGACCGUCCCCCGAUGAACAAAGUGGUCGAGAUGCUUGAAGGCGACUUGGAGAGCCUGCAAUUGCCUCCCAAACCUGUUCUGUUUGCUGCAGAAGCUAUAAGGGAGAAUAAAGAAGGGUCGUCUUCGUCAUUCGUCUUGUCAUCCGAGUAUUCACAAUCUGUUAUCAGCUCAGUUCAGCUCUCUGAUAAACUUUCUCUCAACAUGGACGCGGAACACGAAGUCAAGGAUUCGACUAAUGAGGAAGAGGAGCAGCAAGAAAUGGGGAAGAAAAUGGUUGCUAAAGGGCACAAAAAGAUGCAUUGGAAAGAUUCAAGCAAAAGGUUAGUGUUUCCCCUUUCACCUACUCGAUAUUGUAUAGUCUAG